Epinephelus lanceolatus (giant grouper) is the source of this 501-nucleotide messenger RNA. Lineage: Eukaryota; Metazoa; Chordata; Actinopteri; Perciformes; Serranidae. The record is from RefSeq and is a predicted model, not a curated record.
CAUGCAACUGAUGCUCCUGAAGCUCAUGCAACUGAUGCUCCUGAAACUCAUGUAACUGACGCUCCGGCUCCUGCAACUGAUGCUCCUGUAGCUCCUACUUGUCGCGAUGGUUGGCACGAGUUUGAAGGUCGCUGUUUCCAGUACGUUCCGAGAGCAUUGACCUGGGCUGCAGCUGAGAGAAACUGCAAGAACUCGAAGUCACACCUUGCAUCAGUGCACAAUCACCAUGAGUAUCAGUUCAUUCAGAAGAUGAUACGGACAAUCACUCAGAAUAAUAGUGAAACCUGGAUUGGAGGCUCUGACUGCCAGCAGAAAGACACUUGGCUCUGGAGUGAUGGCAGUAUUUUCUUCUGGACAUUCUGGUGUGCAGGGCAACGUAAUACUUCAGGCUGUCUUCAGAUGAAUCAUGGAGGUGAAGAUUGUUGGCAUGAAGAUGAGUGUUCCUCCAAACUGCCAUCUGUCUGUGCCUACAGCCUGUAGUAGCUCCUGUGCUGACACACA